Molecule: messenger RNA, 1050 nt
Organism: Sodiomyces alkalinus F11
Lineage: Eukaryota; Fungi; Ascomycota; Sordariomycetes; Glomerellales; Plectosphaerellaceae
Exons: 1
Coding region: 166-753 (195 amino acids)
Source: RefSeq, a predicted model, not a curated record
AUUUUCGCAGGAUAGCGUGGGCAGGCGUUCGGUUUAUCAUCAAUCUCAUUGCUCUUUUUGUGGUUCCCCCCCAUCAGAUUGAAACAGUUACCAUUCGGGGGACUUGCUUUGGUCUCGUUUCCACUUCGCGAGAGGGUUGGUUUCGCGUUUCUUUCUGAUUGCCACAUGGGAUUUGCGAGGGAAUUAAUGCACCGAGCAUGGAACUUGCCUCCGACAUCCUCAGAUCUUAUCCUCCCCUUCAGCCUGCUUCUCCACGCAGUCUCGGACUUUCGACACGACUCUCGUCUUUCCACGGCCGGGCCGGGGAACAGAAGCCCUCUGAACCAUGUUCGGCGAGCUGGCUCUCCAAUUGGACUGUCCCUGAACCGAAAGCUGGGAGGAUCGAAACAGAAAACCCAAGAAGAAGAACGUUUGCUGCGCGUCUCACAAAAAACGAAAACAACAAAAAAAAAAUCCCAGGAACCACCAACAUUCGUUCCAAAUUGCUCUCAAUUUCAUCUGCUCUUUUCGGUGUUUGGGAAUACAAGGAUAAGGGUACCGGCAGUCUUCACUCUGUUUUCAAGGAAUCACGAUCGCAAGGCGCAACAACCAUCAACCAGACUGCUCAUAUCAGUUUCUUUCCAGCGCCCCUCAGUAUUUAACCCCGCUCACCACUCACCACUCACCACUCCACUCCGUCCUGGAUCAACCCGGGAGCAGCAAGGAGCAGCAGCAAGAGGAGGGAAAAAGACAAAGACAAAUCAUAACGAAUAACGAAGCAUUCCACAGGUUGGAGGCGAACCUCCUUUCGCUGGCACGACAACCAGAUUCUCGAAGAAACGUCGGGACUGGUGUCUGUUUCCUUUGUUUCUUUCGCUAAUGAACGGAUGGAGAUUUCAUGUUGGGAGGGGAUCUUGGCCUGCAGUUGGAGUCUACUUCACAAGGACGACAACAACAACCCCGCUACUGCGAUACAGCUAGCGGUCUUCUUUGUAUUUUACACACUUGCAGUUUUGUUCGUGGAAAAAGGCGAAGGAGAUGGAUGAUCUUGAUGAUUGUCGGGCCGCGCCG